AUGUUGCCUUUGAGCGCUGCACGCCGGCCAUUUGGAAAUGAAACAUUGAUUUACAACUGGAGAGAAGAGCGCGCUGAUAUAAAGUAUGAGCGAAUUCCAAAGCCACUGCCUUCACAAUAUGAUCAUUAUUUUGGUACUACUUACGAAGACGCUUAUGGGACUAUGCGUGGAUGUCCUCCUCGAGUAGAAACUCGCGGUCUAGAACUUUCACGAGAGAAAGCAUUCCCCGGUCAUCAACCGGAAUUUGAUACAAAUCAAAUGAAAUCAUCAGUGAAUACAUAUCUGACAGAAUAUCGAGCUGGCUAUUGCCGAAAAUGUCAUAACAAAUUGUCGCCCAAUGAUCUCGCAUAUAAUUCAUCUACAAUUGUUUGUUUGCAAUGUACUGACCGAACAUACACGAUUAAUCCGAAUCCAGAACCGUAUACAUUAACCGUAGAAUAUCCUCAAAUACCAUCGAUAUUUAUUAGUUUUUGUUUUUCUUAUAUAUUUAUUUUUUACAUCAAAAGUCUAAUUAUGGAGGCGACCGAAGAAGAUCUUUUAGCUACUCAGAAAGCACUUGAAGAAGAAGUGCAAAACAAAGUGAAAGAAGCAGUAAUGAGUCAAUUUCUUCGGGAAAAAUUAUCACGAGAAGAGAAAUUUACUGAACGUAACAUGUACAAAUUAAAUACACAAUGGUUAGCUGUCAUGCGUUUAGCUAAAUCAAAAGAAUUACUGAAAGAAAUUGAAAUAUUAUCCCAAACAUUCGGCCGUAUCAUCGAUCGAAAAGACACUGUUAUUAAAGCAUCAUCAAAAGAUAUUAAUGAAGCCGAAGAACAAUACAAUAUGGCAUUACGCAGUUUUUUUGAAGCAUUAGAAAAAAUGAUCAGUAUGCAUACAACAACAGUUGAUAAAUUACUCAAUCAAUAUGAAUUAGAUGUUGAACAAGUUAAAAAUGAAUUUCAAAAUGAACGAAAUAGAAUUAUUCGUGAUCAUGAUACGUCGAAAACCGAAUUACAAGAUAUUAUUUAUAAUAUGGAAAAAACGUUUCUUGACAGUGAGACAUCAGCGGAAAAUAAUUUUCAUGCAAUGAUGGAAGAGUUAAAAAAUAAGUAUCGUGAAGAUAUGCAACAGUAUCAGUUGAGUGUUGAAGCACGUUCAAUUGCCCUUCAAAACGAAAUGACAACAAUAUCAACGAAUUAUAAAGAACGUACGAAAGAAAGUAAAGCACAAUAUCAAGAAUAUAAAACGAAAGAUGAAAAAAAUUCAAAAGAAAUACGCGACAAUACAACAUUCAUUACCAAAAUUACGGAAAAAGUUAAUGUUGCUAAAGGUCAAAUAGCAGCAUUAGAAGCAAGUCAUACAGCUCGUAUGUCAAAAAUAUCUCAGGAAAAAGAAAAUAUGAAACGUUAUUUAUUACAAUUAAAAUCACAGUUAUUAUCCAUGCAAGAAGAGCUUCGUCGUCGUCUAACAAGAUUAGCCACAACAUGUGAUAGUACAGAAAAACAGUUAGAAAAGCGCGUUAAAAUAGCUGAAAUUCUAUUAACAUUUGCCGAAAUGAGUCGGAAAUUAGAAGCUGAAGAAGAAAAAAUAUUGCCGUUUUAUGUAUCAACAUUAACGGAAGAAGAGAAAGCUGAUGUCGAGGGAGCAUUUUAUGAAACACCAAUUGAAGAUAUUGCAUCGGAAAUGUAUAAAUAUGAUUCACUCGAGACAUUCUGGAAACGUUUCAGUAAAGUAUCGCUAGAUAAGUUAACAUUAGAGAAGGAGAGAAGUAUAUUACAAUCAGAAAACAUGCAACUAAAAUUGCUGUUAAAACAAUAUUUAGAUGGUAUAUCUGUUAACGAUGAAAUUAUGAGUCAGACUAAUCCAUUGAUGAUAUUAACAAGUCGUCGAAUUCUAGAGACACAAUCAGUUGGUAAACCGUCAAUGAGUAUCAGACCAACUAAAGUUGUUAUUGAAGCUCAACAUGUUAAAAGUGCUUAUUAA
Molecule: messenger RNA, 1962 nt
Organism: Didymodactylos carnosus
Lineage: Eukaryota; Metazoa; Rotifera; Eurotatoria; Philodinida; Philodinidae
Source: the annotation of a GenBank genome assembly